Molecule: messenger RNA, 1595 nt
Organism: Hipposideros armiger (great roundleaf bat)
Lineage: Eukaryota; Metazoa; Chordata; Mammalia; Chiroptera; Hipposideridae
Gene: KCTD17
Product: potassium channel tetramerization domain containing 17
Exons: 7
Coding region: 39-1103 (354 amino acids)
Biological process (GO): protein homooligomerization; positive regulation of cilium assembly; proteasome-mediated ubiquitin-dependent protein catabolic process
Cellular component (GO): cytoplasm; Cul3-RING ubiquitin ligase complex
Molecular function (GO): cullin family protein binding
Source: RefSeq, a predicted model, not a curated record
CGGUACCUGCCCGCCUCCAGCCGCCGGGAGCCCAGAGGAUGCAGACGCCGGGGCCAGCUAUGAGGAUGGAGGCCGGCGAGGGAGCGCCGCCGGCGGGGGCGGGCGGCCGCGCUGCGGGCAGCUGGGGCAAGUGGGUACGGCUCAACGUGGGGGGCACGGUGUUCCUGACCACCCGGCAAACGCUGUGCCGGGAGCAGAAGUCCUUCCUCAGCCGCCUGUGCCAGGGGGAAGAGCUGCAGUCCGACCGGGACGAGACCGGGGCCUACCUCAUCGACCGCGACCCCACCUACUUCGGGCCCAUCCUGAACUUCCUGCGGCAUGGCAAGCUGGUGCUGGACAAGGACAUGGCGGAGGAGGGGGUCCUGGAAGAAGCGGAGUUCUACAACAUUGGCCCGCUGAUCCGCAUCAUCAAAGACCGGAUGGAGGAGAAGGACUACACGGUUACGCAGGUCCCGCCCAAGCAUGUGUACCGUGUGCUGCAGUGCCAAGAGGAGGAGCUCACCCAGAUGGUCUCCACCAUGUCUGACGGCUGGCGCUUCGAGCAGCUGGUGAAUAUUGGCUCCUCCUACAACUACGGCAACGAGGACCAGGCAGAGUUCCUGUGUGUGGUGUCUAAGGAACUCCACAGCUCCCCACACGGGCUGAGCUCCGACUCGAGCCGCAAAACCAAGAGCACGGAGGAGCAGCUGGAGGAGGAGCGGCAGCUGGAGGAGGAGGAGGUGGAGGUGGAACAGGUGCAGGUGGAGGCAGAUGCACAGGAGAAAGCUGUUACAAGCCAGAGGCACCCGGAUGUGAGGUCCCAGAUCACCUCCAGGGACUUGGGGUUCCGAUCUGAAGUCCUUUAUUUUUGUACCACGGGGUGGGCCCCCAGCUCGAGGUGGAGGAAGCGCUCGUCCCAGUGCCACCUCUGUCUACACCUGCGGGGCUGUGACUUACCCCGGCCUCUGGGGUGGGCCCUGGGACCCCUGGGCAGAGCCACCUGCCUGUGGCCCAAGUGUGGCGCUGUCCAGCUUUGUCUUCCAGGCCCCUAUGUCCCCUCCCCCGAGACCCCUAGUUGCAUGGCGGAUACAAUCCUUCCUGGCCCAGUCACAUCCCCCCCUUGAGCCUUCGUCCCCGAGUGUCACAUGGGUUCACUCUUCCCUGUCACCUACCUCACAGGGUUGUUGUGAGGUUCCAUCUAAGAGAGCAGGGUCUCAGAAAGCCCUCCCUCGAGGAGCGUAAGCCCCAGACCCUGGGUGCCACCCCCUUCACCCUUUCCUCAAGGGGGAAGGACCUGCUUAGACCCAGAAGAGAUUCUGGUAUAGAUGGGGGAGGAAGCGGGUGAGGUGGCCCUGUCGGAAGAGGGGUGGGGGACUGGGCCUUUGCCUGGACUGCUCCCACCCUGUCUGUACUGCUGGGGGCAGAGUGCCCUGGCCAGGAGGAGGCGGGCAGUGGCCCAGCAGGGGCAGUGGGGCUACUCAGGAACUGGUGAUGAGGGAGAGAGGGACUCUGUUCCUUUGCCCAGGGGCCCUCCUGCGUUUAUGACUUCCUGGCUGGGUCCUGCUCAGCUGUGCCUGACCCCAUGACCCCACCGUGUAAUAAAACCUGAAGAAACA